Zingiber officinale is the source of this 1239-nucleotide messenger RNA. RefSeq lists its product as uncharacterized. NCBI's taxonomy places the organism in Eukaryota, Viridiplantae, Streptophyta, Magnoliopsida, Zingiberales, Zingiberaceae. The record is from RefSeq and is a predicted model, not a curated record. The coding region runs from base 1 to 1239 and encodes 412 amino acids. The transcript has 6 exons.
AUGGGAACUCUAAGGUCUGACAAUGUGGUUGGUUCAUGGCAGUCUCAAGUGGCUUCUGGUCAAACUAAGCCAGUUUCUUCAAACCUGUCUCAGAGAACUGUAAAGAGCCAUCAAACAGGUUCAUACACUUCAGAAAAAGCUUCAAAUGCCUCCAUGUUUAUGCAUGCAUCUGCCUCAUCUAAUGCUACCUUGAGAUUAAGUGAUGAAGAGCUGGCACUUCUAUUGCAUCAAGAAUUAAACAGCUCCCCUAGGGUUCCAAGGAUACCACGUGUGCGGCAAGCUACAGUUAUGCAAUCAGCCACCAACAGUGGUAUGAGUGUUUUCUCUAGACGUCCUGUCUAUGAAGGGAAGGAUCAAAUCUCGGUAUUUAGAAGGAAAAACAAAGAAGAUGGAUAUAGAAAUCUUAACUGCAAUUCUCAGGAGUUACAUGGUGACAGCAGGAAGAAGGCUAGGAUGGCAUCAUUUGCAUACCACAAACGUCAGCAAUUAGACAAGAAAAAAGAGUCACAUAUGAGAACCUCUGACAUGACAAUCAAAACUGUUCCUCUAGCCCCUAGGGAAGGUAAUAGAAAUGAUCCUUUUUCCUCUCCAGAGAUUAGUGAACAGAAUACCCCAGCAGCAUGCAGCUCAGUUGGCGAUGUUCAGAGAGAUGAUGGUAGUGUUAUUUGUCGCACUUUGCCUGGAUUAAUAGAUGAUAUAUUGAGCAAAACAAAGCACAUAACAUAUGAAGAGCUGUGUGGUGCUGUUCACCCUCAUUGGUAUGAACUGAGAAAACCCAACGGAGAGCGCUAUGCGUAUCCUACUUAUUUACAUGCUGUCCAUGACUGUUUACGGAAUAGGAGUGAAUGGUCUCAUUUGGUUGAACAAGGCCCCAAGACAAAUUCAAGCAAGAGGAGAAAUGUUGAAUUUGAUUCUGAUGCACCAACAAUUGAAUCUGAAAGUGAGAAGGCAAGUAGCAGAGCUUCAAAGGAUGAAGAUAAUGGAGUUGAAUCACACCGAGAUGUCCCAAAAGGCAAGCGCAAUGCACGGAAGCAUAGGCGGCUUGAUCUACGUGGCACAGGUUCAGAAGAGAGUAGGAAGAGGGACAACAGAGCUGCCAUUUCGGAUUGUCACACUCCUUUCUCACAUUCAAACAAUGAGGGCACUGAAUUGGCUUUUAGUGAGGAUGAAAAUCAAGGAGCUGGACCACAUAAUAUUGGGAACGAAACAUCAAGUUCCAGUUCAGAUGAUUCCGGCUGA